Molecule: messenger RNA, 14630 nt
Organism: Lepisosteus oculatus (spotted gar)
Lineage: Eukaryota; Metazoa; Chordata; Actinopteri; Semionotiformes; Lepisosteidae
Source: RefSeq, a predicted model, not a curated record
CUAAAAAAUAAAAUGGGUCUGUGGAAUGGCAGGUAUGAGAAAAAAAUCACAAUGUGAUUUUGUCUCUGUCAAGAGCAGUUUGUUUAUUCUGAAGCUUCAGCACACCUGAUGGCGCGACAUUGUUUUGCUUUCCUAAACCCCCAAAAGGAGCCUCCCGACUCAUUUAACAGCCUUUCCCAUGUCCUCAGGACAGACGCUUUCUGAAGAUAUUCUGCGUGAUUUAUCAGUGAUUUCAUGUUUGAAUAAGUGUUUUUUGUAUCAUUGCUUCUCCAGCAUUGUGAGCCCACAGACAGGCACAGCCAGCUUCUUUGGAAGCCCCUUCCUGAGCUGCUGAAGCUUUUGAGCAGGCAAUCUAAACUAGAUUAAUCUCCAACCUGCCCAGAUUUCAGGAUGUGAGUGUGAGUCUGUGUCUGGGUACAUUAGUGUGAGUGUGUGUGUGUGAGCUCACAGUUUUCUUGGCUUUCUCGGUAGCUGAAGAGAAAAACGCUUCAACAGAUCAGGUUCUCUCCAGCUGUAAAAAUAGGAAAAUGGAAGGAAAAUAUGAUUCAUUUGGAGGAAGACGGGAUUAUGGAGGGGUUCAGAGGCUACUGCAGCUAGGAUAGAGGAAUGCAAAGAUAUCACCGCAACCUGCCAGCGGGGUUUUAAUUCUGGGGGUCUGUUUCCACGUCUGUUUGCUGAAAAAAUGCAGUAGCAAUGAUGUCAUCUUCUAAGGGAAAAAGGGAUUCUUCAGGGAAGAUGAGAAGAAAAGCAACAAUGAUGUCUGUGAAGGGAUGAUAGAGGUGAGAGCACCUGAGCCUCAACGUGUCAAGAGUUUCCAAGGCCGUGGAUAAGGAGCAAAGUGCAAUGCCUCUGCAGGCUCCACGUAAGGGCUAUACUCAGCAGUGCUAAGGACACAUCUGACACCUGGGCCUCUUGCUGGAUAUCAUGACGGGAGACACUCGGCAUGUUUACUCCAUUAAAGAGUCUGAAAGUAAAUCCAAGCAGCAGGAUGAGGAGGUUUUGUUUGAGCAGUUCAGUGAAAAAGAGUCAGGAGACUUCAAAAGCAGCCUGCCCGAGAACACAGCUACCCUGGAGUCCAAGGCUGUUAAUGGGGCCAAGUUCUGUGUAAAGGAAAAGGACUCCUAUACACAGAGAGAGGCUGUGAUCAGGCCUCAGCAAGCCGGGAAGAUUGAUUUCAAGUCUCUCCAGAACAGGCCCAAGUUUUCCAGUGACAGGACAUGGCCAAGCAGCAAAGGCAGUCCCCAGUCCCCCAGUGGAAAAAGCAGAACCAGAGACAAAAACAAAAAGUCUGGGAAGGGAGACCGGAACCCACAACAGCUUUACAGACUGAGCAUGACCAGUUCUAGGACUAACCCCACCAUUGGGAUUGCCUACCCACAACAAAAAUUGACACCGCCCAAAAAGCUUGAAACUAGCAGGGGUCCAAUAACGGGCAGUUAUCGCUUUCAUGUUCCCAGCAUACCCGAGCGAGAAGCAGAGCUCCAGCAAGAAGACCUUAACUACAGCAGAUGUUUCCAGGAGGCUUCCUCUAACCUUACCUCCGUGAACUAUACCUCACAAGCUGCUGGUGCUGCUGCUCACCAACAGCCAGCCACUCAGCAGCAAUCCGCUGUCCCCCGGGAAAACAACAAUACAGAGAGUGCCCAACUGCAUUACCCAGAAUUCCAAGGCAAUGGAACAAGUUCUUGGCAUUCUCCAGAAAAGACAUUCAAUGGUGCUAACUAUGGAGUUUCUUCGCAGAAAACGACUCUUUUUACAGAAGGAGGCAAAGCAAAUACUAGCUUUGGACCUAUGUCAUAUCAGUAUGGAUUUCAGUCAUUGCAAGAUUCUGUUACUGACCCCUUUCCAAAUGAUCAAAAUAGCCAUCCCCAAGACUACAUGGAUGUUUCCCUGGCAAAUAACCAAGUGGGACACAGGGCUUUUCCAUUCCAUUCUUCAGGGGAUGGACAGGAGGAAACAUUAAGCAAUGGCCAGUUUGAUAAUCCCCAGCCAGAUGGAAGGUCUUACCCACAGCCUUCCCAACAAACACAAUAUUUGCAGUCUUCCCAUGGAGCACAGUCAUCUUUGUCUUGCUACAAAGGAAGAACUGAGCACUCUGCAGACAGUGAUGGUGCUGUUUCAAGCUCACACUCCAUAGACCAAAACCAGAACACCUUCCCAGAAACUCAAGCCAUUUUCAAGCAAGAAGAAAUCGGUUUGCAUAACAGUGGCAUCCCUACUGCUUCAAUAAGUAAAAGAAGCUCUACUCCAAAAGACAGUGUUCCCACUCAGAGGGUACUGACUCAAGGAAGUUCCCUUACAAGAAAUAUUGUACAAGGUUCGGUAUCCCAAAUGCACUUUCAGGGCAAAGCUUAUGGAAGUUCUCCAGUUAACACCGUCCUUACUGGAACGGUGCCAUUUGAUAAAAACAUCCCAAGUACAAUAAAAAGUCAUGUCAGGAUUUCACAGACCUGGGAAGGGGCAAACAAACCAUUUCUUUCCCCAGACCAGAAUUCUGCACCUUACUCCACUUCAGCUGAAAAGCAGUAUUCGUUUCAGUGCCAGCCAGCUGUUGAACCAAGGCAACACACACCCAAAACUGGCAGGUUGCCUUGGCAGCAGAUACAUCUCACAUCUGCCAUGCCAAACCAAAACAGGAUAGAGCUAUCCAGACAACUGAGCAACCAAAAACUGGGUUUCCCAAUAUCUACUUCUGAGUGGCAAGAUAGUAACAAACCACAUAAAAAUGCACCUUUAAAUGGUCCCAGUGGCUUCCAUGGCAAAAGAAAAAAUGAAGGUUUCACCCGGCAAGAAAGCAUCAAGCCAACUUGCAGUCCUGCAUCCACAUUUUCCUUUGAAAAUGGAGUUGAUACUAGUGCUCAAGUCUGUGACUCCAGGAAUAAAGCAAUGUUUUAUGGAUUGAACCAGCCUGUGCCCAGUGCUCCUCCUAGGAAUAACAAUCGCACACCUUUGCAGGUGGCACCAGUUGGUUUGAUAUCAGCUUCUCCAUACGAAUCCCCAUUGCCUUCACCCCUACAAAACCCUGCUUCAAGCAGCACAUGCUCUUCUCUUUCUCCUGUGUCAACAAGCCCAGUCAAUGUCAGCUCUGAAGACAGUCAGCUACCCAUGGCAGGCCCGCCCCCUCCUUUUUAUUCCCAGCACUGCCAUCUCAAAGAUGGAAAGACACUUCAGUCCUCAGAUCAGCUGAAUUCCAACAUUAACCAUCUCCAUACUGACACCUCCAGAAACUUCCCUUUCCCUCCAGAAAGAACCAAAGAAGACGUAUACAGCUACCUACACGAUACCAAAUUCCCAAAGCCAAACAUAGACAAUGGAAAGGGUUGUAUGAAUGGCUUUGGUGUUGACCAUCCACCUCCUCCUUACUCAGCUCAUCAGUUGUUAGCCAACUCAUUAGCCACUGCCAACCUAGACCAGCUUGAUGUUCUUCUCACCUGCAAACAGUGUGAUCAAAACUUCAACAAUCUAGCAUCGUUCUUGGAGCACAAACAAUACUGCAGUCAAAACUCGGUCACUCAAAGUGAUUUUAAAGAUGUAUCAAAAAUAGAGGAGAGCAGGAAGCUUCAAAUAGACCCAGUAAAGCCUAUCCCAAAUCAACAGACUUUCCCUUUAUCAAGGUGUUCAUCAGAUCUGCAUCUCUCUCUCCUAGGACUGAACAAGAAUGGUGAAUUACUAUCAGACAGUGAUAUGAAAGGAGACGCAAGGGAUGAUCCUUUAAAGAUGAACUUAUUAAAUGGGAUUCCUAUUUCCCUUACUUCUUCAGAUUUAGAAAUUGAUGAUGCUAAACUCGACAGCCUUAUCACAGAAGCUUUAAAUGGCCUUGGCUAUCAAUCUGACAAUGCAGAAAUUGACAGCAGCUUCAUUGAUGCAUUUACUGAUGAUGACAUUUCAACUGUAAAGGUGACAGGAAGCAGUCAGAGCCUAAAAACGAAAGACUCUGCAUUGUUUGAAAGUAAAAGCAAGCAUGUGGCUGCUUCAGAGGAGAGGUCACAAUCGCAGGUAAAAUAUAUGUAUGACUUUGACAGGGAAAACCUGAGCACUGAAAAUAAAAGCAUGACAAAUGACCCUGAAAAGAAACCGGAGGACUUGAAAGUGGAAGAAAAAGCUAACUUUAAGGAGCUGUCUCAUAAAAAAACAAAGGGGUACUCCUUCUUCGAAAAGUCCUCAGAACAAAAUGAGACGAUGAAAAUAGGAAGAAAGCCAAUAAGCAACCAUUCCCAAGAAAGCAGGAAAGAACCUGACAUUCUCUUGUCCAAAAAGUUCUCAGAGAGAAGUGGGCUCAAAAGCUACCAGGAAAACUCCCCUUUAUUAAGACCUGCACUUCCUGAUGACUCACCUGGUACGAGAAGCACAAUAACACAGAGAUUUGGAGCAAAGGAAAGUAAAAAAAGAAAGUCAGGGGGUGGGACAUGGAGCAAGGAGCUUAUUCACAAAAUUGUUCAGCAAAAGAACAAGCUACAUAAGCUGCAUGUGAAAGGAACCAAGAAUCUGCAGUUUUCCCUUGUAAUGGAAAGGGCUGCUCCUGCACCACAGAAUGCAAAAUUCGGGGAAUAUGACUAUGUGUCAGAUUCAGAUGAUGAGUCUGAACCUCUACGGAUAUCCAACCGGGGUCGUCUUGCACCAGGACUUGGCGGCAGAUCCAAGUACAGCUAUACAAAAGAUUACAAAGGAAGAGGAAGAGGUGGCAAAGACAAACCAUCUCAGUGGAAAUACAAUCCGAAGGAAAGUCUAGAGAGCAAAAUCACCGAGCCCAUUUCUCCUCCACCGCUCAAAGACACUGCCAGUAGGAGAGUAAGGCGGAGAAGCAGCAGGUCCUCAACAAGUAGUGAUCUAAGCACACCUGCGAGUAUUUCAAGCGAAAGCAUGAAUAGUCCGAAGAGCACUGACCGCACAGAUUCUGACAAUGAAAAGGGUGUUUUAGAAAAGAGAACAAACAAAACUGACAUUACCCUUUCUGAUUCAUUUGAGCAGGAAUCGUACAAACAAUCACUAUCAGAAACGCCCAAAGAAACCUGCAUAGCCCCAUCACAGUUUUCAAAAAACACAAAGAGAUAUGGCUCUGCUAAAUUUCUCCUUUCUGCCAAUAUGUGGUGCUCACAAAAAUCUAAGUAUCUCCAUUCCAGCAACACAAGUGGAAAAGGUUCAUCAGAACCCACACCUGAUUCAUACAGCAUCGAAAAAGACAUGGGAAAAAAGGCCUCGCCUUUAAACAGCAAGGAAACGUUGAAUUAUGGUGUGACAGAUAUUUUAGAAAAACCUAAGGUAAAAGACAAUACAGAAAACUUUAAUACUGGUAGAAAGGAAAGCUCAUCUUUUAAAAGGAAUCUAACUCACUUCCAGACAGAGACAAAUGCCAAGUCAUCUCGCAUUUGUGAUACAACACCUGAUGCUAUCAAUGAAAAUAGAGAUUGUAGUAAAAACACAAAGGAUAAUGCACAGGACAGGGACAAAUCAGACUAUGAAAGCAGAAGCACAAGAGUGCAACAUUCAAGUGCAGUUUUACUGCCUGGGGAAGGCCUUGCUAUUUCGCCAUUUGAGAGGAUAAAUGAAAACGUCUUUCGUGACAAAGACAUGAUGAAUACUUUUAAUUGUGAUGUGUUCACCAAAUCAGCGCCACUUGCCACUGUACCUCCUGAUGACAUUUGUUUGUGUCCAGCUGACCUUCAUGAUGUUUCAGGACAGAAAGAUGCUCCCAAGCAGGGCAGUGUCUCUUACCCCAUUGAAACUGACCAAACCCUGAUGAAAUCACCACUCACCUUUGACACUUCAUCAAUGUUUGGAGAUCUUGCUGUUCCUGCUUUUGACAACACUCUAUAUACAGAUGUUCCUAUGAGCAAAGAUAGUUUUAAUUCUUUCAUGCCCAAUCAUGACAAAAGAGAACUCUUUGAGUCAUCAUUCCCCCAAUAUUUAGGGCAGAAAGACUGGAAUCUGAUGACCGGUAUAUUGCCUGAUGACAUCAGUCAAUAUCAAGAUCUCUCUGACAAGGCCAUUAAUAAGAAAUUUAAUUCAUGUCACGUUCCUUUGGCUUUGCCAGAGAAAAUAACUGACUAUAGCACUAACUUCAUAAAUAAUAAUGCUGAAGAUGAGUUAGAAAUCAAAAGGAUUGUUACAGAACUGGAAAGCCAGCUGCAGACAACCGAAUUAAACAGUGCUACUUCACUUUCCAAUGAAAUCUCUAAAAGACUAACCUCUGACAAAUUUUCACCUUUGCUUCUGGACCACAGAACUGAGAAUGAACAAAACAUGUCUAUGAGUGCCACAGUUGAGAAUACAGAAUUGGCAGCGACUGGUGUUGCAACAGAUCCAAGUUUAGAAGAGCACUAUGAUGAUCAAGAACAUUCAUGGUCAGGUGCCUUCCAAUUUGAGUCGCUGGAAGGGCAGCAGUGCCUUCAUACACCAGUACAUGCUGAACCAAGUUCCCCUGAACCCUUCUACAACAAAGAAGAUGCUGAAAGCCUCCAGACAGAUGCAGGAAAAGCAGCACAACACUUAGAAAACAGUGAAACAGCAACCACAUCCACUGCAAAGGGUCCUCUGUUAGACAAAUCUGAAGAAUUGUUGGAAAAUCAAAUGUAUGCUGAAAAUCUUAUGAAAAGUCUGGAGGUGAUUUCAGAUUCCAUCUUUAACAAAGGUUCCUUAUCAGAUGUACUUAAAGAACCAGUGUCCCCCUUUCUGACUAAAGCUGCUGAAAGUGAGAGUGGUGCUUUUCAACAAAAGCAAAAUGAAAAAGAAACACUUUCUCAAACCAAACCUGCAGAAAGAAAAGCAAAGAAUCAAAACUCUGAAAAGCAUGAAGCACUUCUUUUUCCAUUCGAGCAUGCUGAUUGUUCAUCUGAUAUAGAUGCAGCACAGUCUCCCCAAUCAAAAGCAUUUAAUUCAAAAAGCCCGAGUGCAGAAUCAGAUGGAGACGUGUGUAAGGAUAUACCAGUCGGUGAUGAUAAAACCAAACCCAUUGAAAGCCAUGCAAAAGAGACAGUUCAUGAUGCAGACUCAGAAGCAGCACAGCCACAAAUUAAUGAUGAAAAACAAAUCAGUGAAGAAAGGACCAAAAAUAAUGCAGCUCUUGAGACCGAGACGUUUGAAAAUGACACGAUGGAGAAAGAAAGUACUGCCAUUUCAGAAGGCUCUUCAGUGAACCCUUUACAACAGCUACAGCUUUUUGUAGCUCGCACUGUCAAACACAACGAGGAAGAAAUGGUCAUGCCUUCAUACCCUAUGAUCCUGUCUGGUAGUCAAGUUUCCAUUGCCUGUGAGCAAACAGAAGUGAGAGAAGAGUUCAAACUCAAUCCAGAAACGAGUCACUUACCAGAGGACAUGCCUAAAGACAUAGAAAGUACAGAUGUCAGCAAUUAUUUAGGUGAAAAUGGUGUAGAGAGAGAAAGUGAAGGUGCUGUUGGAGAAAUUGUUACAGUUUCACCCAAUCCACAGGAACCUGAUCUUGAUGGCAAAACCCAAGUAACAUCCAUUAAUCAUGAUGUGCACAAAGCUGCAGCAUCAAGAUGCAUGACACCAGAAACUGCUAAUGACGAUGCAGUCAUCACUGCAACAGUACAGAGUGACCCAUUAACACCCUCUAGCAUAUCAACACACACCCUCCCAGAGUCAUAUUAUAAAGCAAAUGAGCCUUUAGUGGAAGACGAGGCCACAGGGUCUGAACAGAAUGACAUGAAAGUUGCAAAUUAUGAUGUAAUAGAAAGCGCAGGAUGUGACACGACUGCAGCUAGCCUCAAACCUGAAACAACAACUGAACUUUUCGAGUGCAACCACAUAUCCGAACAACAUGGAGAAUCCAGCCUCAUUGAGCUCACUUUGAAGCUCCCAUGUGUAGAAGAUGAGAGAAAGGGGAAAGAGGACAGUGAUAUCCAUAAAGCCAUUUCUCAAAGCAGAAUUUCUCCAUGUAAGUCCCUGUUACCACCUGGUGAACACAAUAAUAUGUUUGACCAGUGUGAUUCCCAAAAGAUAUGGAAUGCUUUUGAUAGACUUUCCCCAAUUUCCAUGGAAAAUGGACGGUCACCAAGGAAAGAAAAUGAUAAUGUAUUAAAUACAAACAAUAUACAGUUUUGUGACUCCAAUGCAAUCACUUCACCAGAGGUGCCAUGUUUAGUUGGACUUGCAGACAUUCACAUGGACAUCUCUGAAAAGAAAUGCCUUGAGUCUGAACAAGGGAUUCAGUCUGAUCCACCCUUGGUUAGCACACUUGAACCAUCAGAUUCCCUGAUGAGAUCACAAGAGACUUUCAAGGAAACUCACACAAUUGCUGAAGUCACAAACAGGCAAGGGCUGGACUCCCUCUAUGAGUUAAAACAAAGCCCCUUAAAUUACAAAGAAAUAACAAACUUAUCCAGCAGCCUCAAUGAAUAUCAUAAUGUAACAGAAACCUUAAAUGAGUGCAAAGACAAUCAAGCUCUCUACAAGAAAAGUCCAAAAGACAACUGUGAUGUAAGCUUUCCUGUGCCUUUAACAUGCAAAACACCAAUCAGCCCUGUUCACAACAGUGUCUCUUCAGAGUCAUCAGAAAAUCAAAACGUUCAAAUCAGUCUUUGUUCACCAUCAACAUCUUUGCAAAAUAUUGGUAUGGACAGUUCAAAGUGUCUCUGCCCUGAAUUGCUAUGCACUCACUGCAAAGACAACAACAGCACUUCAAUCACUGACACAAUGCUAAACUUCCAGCCAGUGCCACAUGAUAUUCAGGACUUGGAUAUUUGCCACUCUCCUCUUGAAACCAUAGAUUAUAUGGACUUACAUACAGGUCUCCUGAAGAAAGCAGAUAAAAUAGAACUGAAACAUGCAUCCUCUAAUGAAAAAGCAACAGAUUGUCUCAACCAGGAAUCUUCAGAAACUCUAAGGUCUUUACCAGUUUUUGUGGAGAAUGUUUCAGAGGUUGAUACAACACUGCCAGAUCCAUUUAAGAUGAGAGAGGUAAAAAGCAAGCAAAAUAAAAUUGAGGCAAAGAAUGUUGCUGAUGUGAAUGAUGUUAAGAAUGAAAAUGCUAAAAGGAAUUCCUUACAAGGUACAAUCCUGUGCGAUAUAUGUUCUGCAUGCUUCCGGACAGUUCCUGGAUUAAAAAGACACAAGGCGAUGAAACAUGCAGCAAAAAGGGAUGGGAAUAUCCUUGUGGAAAAGAACUGGGAAAACACAAUGACAUGUAGGAAACAAGAAGCAUUUAUGAGAGAAAACAGUUUUGUGAGUGCAAACAGCUCACCAAAUGACCAAGGAAGAGGAGACACUCAUAUUCAGUUGCAUUCCUUAGAAAAGGAACAGAAUGAAACUACUUUGCUUGUGAAUCAAAAAGUCUUUUUGCACCCUGACAAUUGUAAAAUACUACCCACCAAAACAAAUUUUUCUCCUUUCAUAGUUCAUCAGGAAGAAAUAAACUUAAUACAAGGAGGAGAAACUGUAGGCUCAGAGGAAAAAAAUAAGGAAAAAGUUCUGGGGAGUAGAGGAAAGCAAAAAAUGUUAAGUUCACUCAUGAAGACUAAAAGAGCUGGCAAAGCUCCGAAAGGCAAAAAGGUUGACAAUAACGGGAGCUAUUUUGAAUCUAAGCUUGGAAUGGCUGACCAUUUUUCAGAAGAUAUAUUAAGUAUGCUUAAAACUGACAUUUUACAAGCUAUAACUCCCAAUUUUCCAAGUAUUGCCGGAGAAUCAAACAGAACUGAUGCGCUUUCGGUGCAACCAGAGGAACUAGCCCAACCCAAGGUUAAUGGAAGCCAAGAAACACAAGAAAAUGAUAUCUUCUCAUUCAAAUUAGCCAACAAUACAACACAGACAGACAAAACUGGCCUGCAUGAACCGGCUGUUCAGAUUUGUCAAAAUGGAGUGCAUACACCAGAUGAGAAAGGAGUGCAGCUGCCAGAAAUCAGUGGUAAUAGACUUGAAGGUGACAGAAUGUGUGGGCUGUUCGAAUGCACAAAAGAGGAUUUUGAUGACGUGAAAGAACUAAGUAAACGGAAAGUGAUGUGUCCUGAAAGUAUUUGCACAGAAAUGCUAGGAGAGCCAGUUGAGACGAAAUGUGCAAAGACUUCCUGUCCCACAGAGUGGGGGGAUCCACCUCCUUAUCCUUUUAAAACACCCUCCGCAAACAUCUCUGAGUCACCGUCAGACCUCCAGGCUUUGCUUGAUGACGAAAGCACAUUCUCCCAGCUGUUUCCCAGAGAUGAACAGAUGAUUCGGAAAAAGUGCACAAGGGUGUAUGGAAAAAGAAAUAAAAAGCCAAAUGUAACCCCUGAUACAUCCUUAACAGAAACAUGCUCUGUUACCGUCAUGUCAGUGGAUAACAAAGAGCCUUCUGAGGGGCAUGAAAACCAAGUGUUCAUGAGUAAACUGAGGGACCAUUGUGAGUAUGAGACAAUAUCAAUUGAUGAUGCUAUAAUGCUGGACAUGUGUCAUAAACGCACUUUAAAGGGUGUCACCAUUUCUGGAUUUGACGAUGUAAUCCAUGCAGCAGAUGUUGAAACAGGCCCUCAGAGAAAAGACCCUGAAGUUAAUGGAGGGCUACAUUCAAUUGCAAAAAUACCAGCAAAAUGGAAUGGUUCCAAAGACCUAUUAACUGAUAUUGUUGCAGAAACUGUGUUAUCCUUAGAGACAUCAACACCUUGCAAAAAAGAAGAUCCAGCCACAUCCUGCCUUCAAAAAGUGUCGGAUCCUUUAGUUUCUCAAGCUGAUAUGACAAACCAUCAUGAGAACCCCUGUCAUUUUCACGACAUAGAUAUCCCAACUAUGAACACUAAAUUUCAGCUCCCUGACAUCCAGUUCUUUGAGCCUGGGAAACAGAGCCCCAUAAAUGCCACCACUGUCAAUAAUGAUAUUGCAGUUGGUCAACGUGCAAAGCCUAGCAAAAGACCACUGGAACGCAAAGUAAGAAAAUGCAACGAGGCUGGAAAGAAACCAAAAGACAAGCAGUAUAAAUGCAAGGUUUGCUUCACUUGGUUUCUCACCCUCGGUGAGCUCAAUUUUCACAAACUGUCUCAUAACCCUUCCCCUCCUCCAACCUGCUACAUGUGUGUACAGCGCAAGUUUAGCUCGAGAGAGCAACUGCGAGAUCACUUGAAAGAAAAGCAUGCAAAGAACAAAGCAGGGAUAUGGACCUGUGGAAUGUGUCUGAAGGAGAUUUCAGAUGUCUGGAUGUACAACGAGCACCUGAGAGAACACGCAACCCAAUUUGCUCGAAAGGGCCAAGCCCAGAAUUCUGUGCUGGGAUUGCCUGGCUGCUUCAUACAGGAAACAGCAGUGAAAAACUUUCUAAGUUCCAUCAUGCAGCGCAGGCCAAGCAAGCCUAAUAAAAAUGAGGGAAGUAAGAUGUCUGCUAAAGAAGGGAAGAUCACAAAAGACAGCCCUGAGCAGGACAUGAAAGUCAAAGAGGAAAAUGAAACUGUGGUCAAAAUUAAGCUGAACUCUGGUGGGGGUGAAAAACAAAGCAUACAGACUCCACCAGAUGUCCUGCAAAAAACAGAACCAGCCCAGAAGAGCAUCACAAUGCAUCCAGAUUGCAAAGAUCCUUCCAGAGAUUGUCAUCAUUGUGGGAAACAGUUCCCCAAGCCCUUCAAACUUCAGCGGCAUUUGGUAGUCCACAGCCUACAAAAAAUGUAUCUGUGCCACAAGUGCCCAGUGUUCUUUCAGGAAUUAAAAGAUAUUAAAACCCACCUGAAGGAAGAGCACAGGGUGAUUGAGGAACCAGACGUCAAGCACACCACACUUUAUGCAUGUGAGCUAUGUGCUGAUGUCAUGCAUGUUAUUAAGAAGUCCUUCAUUUGUAGCACUUGUAAUUACACAUUCUCGAAGAAAGAGCAAUAUGACCGCCACAUGGAAAAGCAUCUUGCAGGUGGUAGCAAGACAUUUAAAUUCAGGGGAGUGAUGAGACCUUGCAAACCCUCACAAGGUGGGGACUUUGAGCUGCAGGGUUCUUUCAAAAGGGAUUACAUGCCUCCUAAUAAAAAGAGAAAGAUUUCUCCUGAGAGUGUGAACGAGAAAAGCUCUGACAGUGGCAUUGCAAGUGUAGCUUCCCUACACUUUAGCCCCAUUGGAGAAACUGAUCCCUCAAAACAGACACUGACUGUGACACCAGAUUUCUUCACUGAGACCACUAAUCCUUCCCCCAGCCUGCAGGAUAUGAGUGUAAAAACUGAAGAAGAGGAAUUUUCAGAUCUUUUAGCUAAGAUGGAGCACUCACAAUUUAACAUGGUUGCAGAAUCCCCUUGUCGUUCCUGUGCUAUACCAGACAUUAAGACCAGCAACUCUCCUUCAUCUGAGCUUCCUGUAACAGAAAAAGCAAAGGAAGUUUGUGAAGGGGGUUCUAAGCCAUUAACAGAAACCAGUGACGUGAAAGAAGAUGGUGAUCCAUCUCUUCAUCAACAUGAAAAGCAGUAUAACUCACCAUCAGGUGAUAAAGUUACUGUGGAAGAAGAGGUUAGCAGAAGCAGUUUCAGAACUGAAUCAGUAACUGCAAAUGUGACCCAAAGUGACCAAGAAGUUUCUCAGAGUCCCCAGAAAGCUUUGCAGGAGAUAAUUGAAUCACCUGAGGCAUAUAAAAGUAUUUCAGAAACCGUUAACCUUCAGAGCGAGGACAGUAUUAAUCAGGACCUAACAGAAAGUUUAGAAUCUCAGAAUGCCUCAAAACAAGAAUGUGCAACAGACAUGAAAAUGAAAGCUGUGGAUGUCAUAUCUUACCAAACAAGAGAGGAACAUAAGCAGCCUUCCGGUUGUCCAGAGCGAAAUGAAAAGGAGCAAAGCGAUUCAAAGGAGGGCGGCAGCAGCAGCGAGAUUCAAACCUGCGGCCAGACCAAGGAGAGAGUCUCGUCCAAGUCGAGCGAUGAUGUCAGACUCGCCGAUGACGGUCUCAAGCGUUCUGUGGGGUCGCCAGGAGCAAGCGAACCUGUGCCAAACCAGGUGAAGCCAAACACCUCGGGGGGGGGCAAAAGUGAAGAAAGGGAUUCUACACAAGUGUCUUUGAAACUUCAGAAAAAAAGAAAAGAAGUCAAGGCUUCUCCAAACGCAAAAGUUUCUUCCUCCUCACGAGAAAAUCUGGAUUCAGAGAUGAGAAAGAAGAAAAUCAGAGUUCAGAGCCCUGGAAAGACUGAAAGCACAGGGAGCUAUAAGAAAGCUGACAUUAUUAACGAGUACCCGGUUCUUUCGUCUCUGAGAGAUGACAUGUCCAGCAACAAAACCCACUUAAAACCUAAGGCUGGGGGGAUUAAUGUACAACCAAAGAGGAACUUUGACAGCUAUACCCCAAAGAAAGCAGAUGUGCGCCAUUUGAAUGGGGAUUUCAAAGGGAAAAGAGGGCUUCUUGGGAGACCUUUGCAUUCUUCUUCAGCAAAAGGAUCUGUUCCUUUAGUGAAUAGUGCCAUGAACAAGUUCAGACCUGUCUCGGGAGUGAGAUCUGUUGACUCUCAUAACUACAGGACAGCAGAGUCGCAGAACCAUCUCCUGAGUCAAUUAUUUGGCCAAAAAUUAACCAGCUUUAAGAUUCCUUUAAGGAAAGACACUUCGGAGUAAUUUAAUAAGUUUGACUUUAAGGGGAUGCUAUGAAAAAAAGAAAUCGCAAAAAAGGAAAAAAUCAAAGCAUUAGACUCGACAGAAUUAUUUCUGUUUCUCGUGUAAAUGAGAUUGCAUGGCUGCCUCUGUGAAAUAUUUUUUUCGCUUUAUGUCUUACUAAUCUUCUUCCUUUAAUUCACCUGUUUUAUCAUGCAAAUGUGAGGACUUUGAUGUUGAGAAUUAGUUUGAUGAACUCAAAUCGUAAUCGCUUUUGGGCAGACCAGGUCGAGUGAAAUGUCUUUUUUUUUUAGAAGUACCGAGGGUUAGAUAUUACUUAACUGUGUCAUUCUCCCUUGAGACUGUCUGUUUCAUGCUCCCUCUGAGAAAAAUGAAAAAAGAAAAAAAUACUUGAAGAUGAACUGAAUUUUAAAUGCAUGUCAAUGGAGUUUCUAAAGGUUGAAAAUAUUUUAGCUGUGUUUCUCUAGAAAACAAAAUAACUGGGCCAGCUAAUCACUCUAUUCUGUACUGUCCAGAUCGCUCUGCAUUAUGUAGUUUGUUAUCUUACUGUAUUAAGAUGACAUUCAUUGUAUUAGCUUUUGUAUAAACAGUACCUGGUGCUAUUUUUCUUUGUAAUGUGAAUACAGAUUUCCUUUAACAAAGGAAACAUUUAAUCUGUAGCAAGUUACAUUUUUCAAGCAAAUUAUGCUGGUGUUCUGUAGCUUUACAGCUCUUUUGUGCUCAACAACAAAGUGUUAAACUGUAGGUUUUGAAAAGGAAAGGAAAUCACAAAAGCCUUUUUGACUUAGAAUGCAAACUCAGGUGCAAAUAAGAACAUUUCAUAUUUUACUGAUGUUUAUGAAACCCAAACUCCCCAUGUAAGGAGGUGUAUCCAUGCACUGAUACUGUCAUACAAAAACAAAGUGCUUUGUGUCUGUCCUGCAAUUUGUUUUAUUUUCUAGAUCAAAAAAGGUGCUUUAUUAUCUUGUUCAUAUGUAUCUUAUAUUGUAUUAUAAAUGUAGGUAAUUUUACUUUUGGUGCAAUGCAUAAUGUCAGAAAUUUUAUUUUAAUAUUGUGCAACAAAAAAAGAGAAAAAAUACUUAUUACAUUUUUAUGUUGUAAGUGUGCUCUUAAAGUGCCUCUUAAAAAGUUGGUUAUUAAAAAAG